Mya arenaria is the source of this 3999-nucleotide messenger RNA. RefSeq names its product protein IMPACT-like. The coding region runs from base 84 to 1028 and encodes 314 amino acids. Gene Ontology annotation, molecular function: protein binding. Lineage: Eukaryota; Metazoa; Mollusca; Bivalvia; Myida; Myidae. The record is from RefSeq and is a predicted model, not a curated record. Gene Ontology annotation, cellular component: cytoplasm. The transcript is spliced from 10 exons. Gene Ontology annotation, biological process: regulation of translational initiation.
GUUAAGUCACGUGAUUUAAAAAUGGCUGCCUCCAUGGUGAAACGUCAAAUUCAGCCAGUGAAGCAUUGUUAGUGUUUAAAAGGAUGUCAGGAGAAGACAAUGCUAGCCUUCAGAGGGAUGAGGUUGAGGCCCUUGCAGCUAUAUACGGGGAUGACUGGUGUGUAGUGGAUGCUGACCACCACAUCUACUGUAUACAGAUAACUGAUGGCCAGGACAAACCACAAUGGACUGUCUGUAUACAGGUUAUACUGCCAGAAAAUUACCCAAGUGAAGCACCGCCAGAAUACCAGCUCAAUGCCCCCUGGCUGCGCGGGGAGGAGAGACUACAGCUGGAAGCAGCCCUAGCUGACCUGUAUUGUGAAAAUAUCGGGGAAAGCAUUAUAUAUCUGUGGACAGAAAAAAUCAGAGAAAUGCUACAAAACAAAAUCUCAUCAUCAGAUGAAGUGGACCUUGAGGCCCUCCGUCAAGUGACCAUAUCCACAGAGACGGACCACGGAGAUGAUGACUUUGACCCCGAGCUGGUGGAGAUUUCCUCUACAGUAUCAGAACAUGGCACAGAAAAUGGCAGUGAUUGUGAGUGUCCCGCCAUUGCACAUGGGGAGUGUGUAACAGACCGACGAUCCACAUUCCAGCCCCACCUGGCCCCCGUCUUUCACAGAUCUCAGGUGAAGAUGGUGCUUGAUAAACUGUGCGAAAACAAGAAGAUUGCAAAUGCCACUCACAACAUAUUGGCCUACCGUAUAGUUCAGCGACAUCCACAAAAGUCACCUAUAGUGAUACAAGGCUGUGAGGAUGAUGGCGAGACACAUGCUGGUUCCAGAAUGCUGCAUUUACUGCAGAUACUAGAUGUGGAGAAUGUGAUGGUCGUCGUGUCUCGCUGGUAUGGGGGUAUACACCUGGGGCCGGACAGGUUCAAACACAUCAACAACUGCACACGCACCAUCCUAGACCAGAGCGAUUACAUCAAGGACAAGGAAGAGAAAAAAGGUCCAAAGGCUAAGAGCAGUGCAGAGAAAAAGAAGAGAUGAUAAAAGGCAUUGAAGAGUUAAACACUUAUGGGAGUCCUAGAGUCUGACACUCCUAAUUUCUGGCACGGACACCUUGAUUUUUUAGUUUGGGAGCCCCAUCAGCCUCCUGGUACAGGCAUAAAAGACCGAAUCAAUAAAUGCUUUUGGGGAUCUAUAAUUAAAUUUGCCAGAUUGUGAAAACAUAUGCAUCUUCUCACAAGCAUUGUUUUGAAGAUGAUUUUCUUCAUGUGCUGGUGUCAUGACGUGCUUGAUUUUGACUCCGACCCUUUAAAUUUGUCAUUGGAUAGUAUGGUGGCCUCUGUACAAAAGCAUUUUGUGUCUAACCCUGGAAUGACUUUGCUCUGUGAUAACAAUGGGGCUGAUAUUUAUAUGCAAGGAAAGGUCAACUGCUGAAACCUCCAACCAUUGGGUUGCAUUACAAAUAUACAGUUCUCCUCAGUUGGUUGUCGAACACAUAUCACUAAUGUCAGAAAUGGUGUUUUAUGUACCAACAACAAUUCAGCUUGUGCCUUUUUCAUCCUGGAUAUUUAGAAAAAUGGCUACUAGUUGUUAAAUUGAUUUAUUGAUCCAGCCAUUGAAGAUCUUGGAUGGAACCACUCUUCACCAAAUACAAUCAGCUUCGUGCCAUAUAGCGUGAAAAUGAUUAUGAAUUAUUUGCUGUGACAGUUUCAAGAAUUUGACAUUAUUACUAAAAAAAUAAGGCAAGUUAAUGUGCUAGAUUAUUAAGAUAUGAAAAGUGUUGAUGCUGAAUGUUUUUUUGUAGAAUCUACAAAAUACACAUACAGUAAAAACCUGUUGGCUUAAUAUACAUGCACUGGUAUAGCAAAAUACUUCCAGCCAAUUGGGAAUGCUUACUAAGAGUAAAACAAAAUUUCUCCUUAACAUCAAGUUUGGGCCAACAAGGAAAUCAAACCAAACAUGGAGCAAACUGGUUUCGACUAUGUGUAUUUUAUAGAUCAAUAAGCUUACUAAAAUGGAAACCGAGUGUUCUCAUCGUUUUAACAAUAAAGUGCUUGUGGAUGGGAUAGAUUGACUCUGUCAAAAAUAUUUGUAUGUAAAGGAUUGUUAAGGAUGUUACUAGUAUACAUUGAUAAAACAUCAAUUGAUAUAUAUAUAUGCAUUGCUUGGUAAGGAAACGUUUUUCAUCAAGAAAACAUCAGCUGUUACUGGAUUGUUAUACAUAAAAGAGUAUGUUUAAAGUCAGUUGAAAGCAUAGAGGUUAAUUUGCUUAUUUAAAGUAACUUGAUACAUAGUUUUACAUGAAGUGUUGUGGGAUGGAAACUAGGGAAAAGUAUACCAUGUAAUUCAAGGGCUCAGCACAAUUCUGAUCAUAACUCCAUAUAUAAAUAUUGGAGAUAGCAUUUUAUGGGCUAAGCCGGUAAUACACAUUUAAGAGAUGACAGUUAUGCACCAGUCAGUUGUAACCACGGGCCCCAGGUCUAGGGAAUAGCCGGCAGGUAAAAUCCCCGCCCUGCGGGGACACAUUGAUGUUUAAACCCCUGCCAAAUGCCCCCGCACCCUAGAGACUCUAUAAGGCCCAAUCUCCGCUAAAUUUGGCGCUAUGACAAAACCACCGUAGUCACCCGGCCCUGCAGGGGCACCUGGAAAGUAAAAACACAGCCCUUUUCCCCGGCUAUCCCCGGUAUACCCCAGACCUGUGGGGGGCAGUGGUUACAAUUGACUAGUGCAUUAUAUACCUGUGAAAAUCUGCAAAUCACAUUGUUGCAUUUUGUGAUAUAAAUUGUGUUUUUUUUUUGAUAAUUUUGGACUGAAAGUGUAUAUAAGUGCCCUUUGACAUUGUUAAAUGUCUUAUUAUUAGGGAUGCAAACGAAUAUUCGAAUAUUCGAUCGAACGUUUGGUAUUCGAAUGUCAAAAUCAGUAUUCGAAUAUUCGAUGUUUUUGUUGAAAUUAUAAAUUAAUAAACUUUUUGCCUACAACUGUCAUCUUCGUCUGUCUUGUUUUUACAAUGAUGGACCCGUAAUGCCAGAGGUGUAAACAUAUGACACUAUACACGCGCCAUAUCGGAUUUUUGCAUUUACUGGCUGUUAGACAAGUGACAUCAAACACAUUCCAAUUAUUUUGGGAACAUUUAAGAUCGGCCUUUAUACCAAUGUGUUGUCUUUCCCUGCGAAUCAAGCUUGGCGAUAUGCGCAAAUCGCCUUGAUGAUUCGAAGGACAUGUGAUAGUUAUUUGCUUUAAACUGUUUUCCAUGUUUCGUUACAACGCUCUUGCGUUGAAAAGUAGUUGUAUGGUUAAACGUUGUAAAAUACAUCAGUCAAAAUCGACGUGCGGCCAUGGUUGGUGUCGUUUUCUAUAAAAAUAUUUCGUAAACAUCAAUCCCAGAACGAGGCUGCAAGUACCACGUUGGCGCAUAUCGUCAUUUAACCGGGAAAAACGAAAUUGCCAAUCUUAUUUUGCAUUGUUUACAAAAGUGAACGCAGAGGAAUUGAUAUAGUUUAUUUUUUUGUUUAAAAUAUAAUUAUGGCUUUUUCUUGGGAUAUAUUCUGAAAAUGGGGAAAUUCAGAGGCUAAUUUGUGGAACAAUAACUGUCCGUCGCGUGUACCGAAUACGACAAAGAAGGGUAACAGGGCCCUAGCUAUUACGUUAUUGAAUACUAGUUUUCUACAAUUCUUAAAGGAUCAUUUUGGUUUUCGAAUAUUCGAUCGAAAGAAUUACCGAAUAUUCGAAUAUCAAUUUUGCCAUUCGUUUGCAUCCCUACUUAUUAUUAAAGUAAUAAAUCUAUCAAAUAAAGUGAGUCAUUUUCAUCAAUUUAAGAAUAAUUUCACUGCAUAAAAAUGUAGAACAGGCAAUUGUAGCUGUAAGGGGAAUUGUGCUUCACAGAAAACGUCUUGCAGAUAUGGUAUUCCAGAUUUACUUAUUUAAGAACAGCUAUGGGCCUAAGUCUUAAGCGUAUCAUGUCAUCAUCUAAUGGUGGUCACUUCUGCAGAAUAAUUUUGAAAUCCCACCAGGA